Molecule: messenger RNA, 1827 nt
Organism: Aplysia californica (California sea hare)
Lineage: Eukaryota; Metazoa; Mollusca; Gastropoda; Aplysiida; Aplysiidae
Product: sodium-coupled monocarboxylate transporter 1
Exons: 15
Coding region: 112-1827 (571 amino acids)
Biological process (GO): sodium ion transport; transmembrane transport
Cellular component (GO): membrane
Molecular function (GO): symporter activity
Source: RefSeq, a predicted model, not a curated record
CCUGCUGUUGAGCGGGGUUAUGCGCUUUACAAAUGCUAUUUAUUAUUAUCACCACGUUCUUCUACUAUAUCAUAGAGUCAACAAAGGAGAGACGACUCGUGAGGAGACAAGAUGGCGUCCGCCUUCUCCCAGACGGAAGUGUGUCGUGCAGUGUGCGAGACGUGUCCAGGGGACAAGGUGGGCGAGCUGGGCGUGGUCGACUACAUCCUGUUGGCGCUUGUCUUGGUCGUCUCUGCUGGCAUUGGUAUAUAUUACAUCAUCAAGGAGUACCGCAUGGCCCACAAGGCGACGUCCGAGGAUAUCUUGAUGGGCGGGAGAGACAUGGCCAUCUUCCCCAUCGCUAUGUCCCUCAUGGCCAGUUUCAUGUCGGCCAUCACUGUGCUGGGAACUCCCACGGAGAUGUACCAGGUGAACACCGCCUACUGGCUGGCUGGACUGUCCAUGAUCCCCACCUGUAUAGUGACCAAUCACGUGUUCCUACCCUUCUUCCACAAGCUCAGCUUCACCAGCGCCUACGAGUACCUGGAGGUGCGCUUCAGCUUUGCCGUGAGAGCCUGGGCCUCAGUGAUGUUUGUAGUCAACAUGCUACUGUACAUGGGAGUUGUACUGUAUGCCCCCUCACUGGCUCUCAACGCAGUUACGGAUCUUCCUCUAUGGGCCUGUAUUCUCACCAUAGGACUUGUCUGUACAUUUUACACAGCCUUGCCCUGGGAGCAAGCUAAUCUAAAAUUCAAAAAGACCUGCCGUUUCCUCUCAAGAGCCCUAGCCCUGUAUGUGUCUCUCCCUCUGACCGUUAUCCUGUCCACUCUGGUCUGUCUGGUCGGACUGGUCAUCUUCGCCGCAUACUCCAAGUGUGACCCCUACCUGCUGGACAUUGUCAGAGCCAGGGACCAGUUACUCCCCCUCCUGGUCAUGGACAAGCUAACUGUGGCCCCUGGUCUGGCCGGCCUCUUUGUGGCCUGUCUUUUUAGCGCCUCUCUCAGGUAUGUGCUCAAAGAACUGGGUGGACUGACGGGCGGGGCUGUUGUCAUUGGCCUGGGCUUCCUGUUCAGUCAGCUGGGACAGACUGUGUUGCAGAUUAUGCUGUCUAUCUUCGGCAUGGUUGGAGGACCUUUAUUGGGUCUCUUCAUAUGUGGCAUAUUUUUCCCUUAUAUCGAGGCAAAGGGUGCGCUGUGGGGAUUUCUCACCAGCUCUUUCAUCUCCUUCUGGAUGGGGAUUGGCGCCACUGUGGUACUUCCGGUGCCGGAAGUGUCCGGGGUCUCUCUCUCCUCCUGCAGGAACCGCGACAUUCUGGACAUGAAGUGUCGGUUUGGCAAUGUGACAGACGAGUUUUUGGCGGGUUUAAUGAAUGCUACAACAACUACGACGGCCGCUGCUGGCGUUACUAUGACGACAACGACAACAACAACGAUGCAGGGAAAUACGUCGUCUCAUCCCGAGCCGGAGUACAAUGGCACUGACUUAUGGAUCUACCAUGUGUCGUACCUGUGGUAUGCCCUGGCUGCCGUGGUGGUCCACAUUGUGGCCUCACACAUCAUCUCUAUAGGCUACAGCUGCUACAAACGAGCUAACGGCCCAGAGGACGUGAAAGGUAACCUGAUCCACUCCAUGGUAGACCGGGUCUGUUGCUACUGGUCUCUGUCUUGUCAAAGGAUUGACCGCACCGAGGAAAAGGAGGAAAAUUUUGAACUGCAAGAACGUCACGAGCCAGAUCCCAUCAGCACCAUAACUAACGGGGACGACAUGAGAAAGGGGCGUGGUCAGGAGGCCUACACAAAUCACAGCUACGUCACAGAUUACACAGACACUCCCACUACUAGGAUGUGA